Molecule: messenger RNA, 2167 nt
Organism: Misgurnus anguillicaudatus (oriental weatherfish)
Lineage: Eukaryota; Metazoa; Chordata; Actinopteri; Cypriniformes; Cobitidae
Source: RefSeq, a predicted model, not a curated record
UUCACAUAUGGAUUCAAUCAUUUAGUUUCAUUACACAAUUACAUUUAAAUUACACUAAGUAUUUAAAUGUUGAUAUAAGGGCUUAUUUGUUAUCUGCACAACACAGCAUACACAACAAAAUAAAUAGGGCACAAGCUCCCUCUACUGGACAAAAUGAAGACGUUGAAAUAAAAUCUUAUCAUCUGCUCAGUUGGGGGCGACAGUAUGCCAUUGAUGGUAGAGAGAACUGAUUUAGGAAUUUCUAGUAAAUAAAUAUAUUUUUUAAAAUCUCCUUUAAAUAAGCGUGCAAUAGCCUAAUAAACCGAGAGAUGGCUUCUAUUAACUCUGGUUUAGUUUUGGGAAUAAUAAGAGACUAAACAAAUAGAAAGUCACAAUUUGUUCAAAACUGACAAAGAUAUAAAUACAUUAUGGGUUUACUGGUCAAUUACCAUCAUGAUAAACAGGUGGACAAGUUGUAGCCGCCCCCUCACAUCCUCUGGCGCAGGGGACGAGUGUUGCGUAAAGAAUGGAAGCGAGGAGUGGCACAGGAUGAGUUUAAAAGGCGCACUUACAAACUUUUACGCAUCACAACUUCUUCAGUUUGCCAGAUUGAGUUUACGUAUCGUGACUUUGGACACUGUGAAGAUGCGUUGCGCACUUUCUAACCUGCCGAUGCUGCACUCCUCCAUCCUGGCUCUGUGGCUCACAGCUCUCCAGGGGUUCAGAGAUUCGGAUGCUGCUCCCAAUUCCUCUCCUCUGCUAGGCUCCAGCUGGGGGAACCCGAGGAGAUUCAUUCACUUUCAGACAACAUCUGAUUUGAACAAUUUCUACAUGGAGAUCAGCCCGAACGGAAAUGUGCGCAAAACCACGCACCGGGGUUCCUACAGUGUUGUUGUAUUAAAAGCAGAGAGCAGAGACCGUCUGGCAAUAUUUGGAGUUAAAAGUAACCGGUUUUUGUGCAUGGACGCAGGAGGGACUCUUUUCACAUCUACGAUUUGCAAUAAGGACGACUGUCUUUUUCACCACAAACUUUUGGAAAACAAUCGAGACGUUUACUAUUCCACCAAGCACAACAUACUGCUCAACCUGGAUGGGAUAAAGCAGGUAUAUACAGCAGGACAAAAUCUCCACCAGUCGUCCUUGUUUCUCUCAGAGAAAAACACCAUUCCACUGGAGCGUCUGCAGCACAGGGAGAGGAGAAACCGGCAGGUGAAUCCAUCCGACCCGCUGAAUGCGCUCCGGCGCGGCGAGACGUCUGACUCCAGAGCGGCCCAGGAGGACGAUGGAGACCUUGACUUUGAGCCAUCGGAAGGUCGCAACAUCUCUAAAGAAACUCUUGUUUCCCCUUCAGACGAUGACCCUUGGGAGAUUCUUCACGACACGAACCCCAGCAGUCCUCGAAUCUCAGGAAUUGUCGGAUAAAGGCGCACACGCGCCUUGGAGUGACCGCGCAUCCGUCGCUGCUUGCUCAGAUUCGGAGAGCAAAAGGAUGUGGUACAACAAUUUUAGAAAAUAAAUAUUUUUUAAAUCUCCCCAAACACGAACAUCCCGAUUUCUAAUGUCAACCAUUGAAUCUGGAUAAAAUACAGCUAAAACAGCUCUGGGUUACCGUUUAGGUUAUUUUUAACACAGCUAUUUAUAGCACAUCUACACAUGAGAAAAUAACUUCACAAUAGAAUUAAGAAAUUAUUCAGAUUUAUCAUCUAAAUAAGGGGUGUGAAACUACGUGCCUGAAAGGCCAUAUGGCCCCAAUAAACAACCCUGAGUCGUGUUAUCGGCGACUUCAGGAACACAUAAAAUUACUACCAGGUGUAUUUGAGCAUGGUUGGAACUGAACUCUCCAUAGGAGCAGAGUUUGUCUCAUGCUGUGCUUGAAAUAUAUCUAAUAUUGUUUUUUUAGAUAUAAGUUUGUUAUUUUUCCACCUGCCAUCCUAAAUUUGUCUUUGGUGCUGGACACCAUAUUUGAAUAACAAUUGUCAACCAGAAAAAGUAUUUAUUUAUUUAAUGACAUACAUUUUUAUUUAUGAUAUUUUUAUGGAUGCUUAAAGUGUUAGAUGUGCAGGAAAAAUUCAUAUACUUGUUAUGCUCUAUUAUUUAAAUAAAUAAAUAAAAAUGUUUAUUGAUUAAAAAAAUUUUGUUUAAUCUCAUUAAUCUUUCAGAAAACUUUUUUGUUCAUCAUUUUGUUUAU